AUGAAUCGUGUGCUGUGUAGGUCUCUUUUGAACAUCCGCAUACGAGUACCGAUGGCUAGGAACGCGUCUUACCUCAUCGAGGACCCGAAGUAUUCCUUCCUUAAGGAUCUGGGCCUGGAGAAGACGAAUGUUGGCGUGUUCAACGGAAAGUGGCAAGCGAACGGACAGAUAAUCCAGUCAUUCAGUCCAGCUAACGGUAAAGUGAUAGCCGAAGUUCAAGCCGGCAGUUCUUCAGACUAUGAAGGAUGCGCAAAGGCAGCGGAGGAUGCGUGGCACGCAUGGGCGGAGCUCCCAGCGCCAGCGAGGGGCGAAGUCGUCAGGCAAAUUGGAGAUGCACUGAGGGAAAAAUUGCAACCAUUAGGACAAUUGGUGUCUUUGGAAAUGGGAAAAAUCCUUCCCGAAGCGAUCGGAGAAGUUGUUGAGUACAUUCACGUAUGUGACCUCGCGCUGGGCUUAUCCAGAACGCUACCAGGAACCAUCUUCCCAUCAGAGCGUCCAGGGCACGUCCUUAUUGAAAAGUGGAAUCCCCUUGGAGCCAUUGGAAUAAUAACAGCUUUUAACUUCCCGGUCGCUGUAUUUGGAUGGAACAGCGCAAUUGCCAUGGUGUGCGGUGAUGUAAGCGUAUGGAAGCCAUCGGAAACCACGCCCCUGAUUUCCGUGGCGGUGACGAAGAUUGUGGAAAGUGUUCUAGUGAAGAACAACAUCCCAGCUGCUGUCGCUUCACUUUGUGUUGGUGGUAAGGACGUUGGGGAACAACUCGUGAAGGAUCCUAGAAUGAAGCUGGUCUCUUUCACUGGCAGCACUGCUGUGGGACAACAGGUAGGCGUAGAAGUGCAGAAGCGAUUCGGACGCCACCUCCUGGAACUGGGAGGAAACAACGCAAUCAUCGUCAACUCUGACGCGAAUCUCGAUCUGCUGCUAAAUGCUGCACUAUUCGCGUGCGCUGGAACAGCUGGACAGCGUUGCACCACUACCAGGAGGCUGCUUAUUCACAAGAAAGUAUACGGCGAAGUGGUAUCAAAACUGAAGAAGGCUUUCGCGGGCGUCGUUAGCAGGAUCGGUGAUCCAUUACUUAACGAGACCUUGAUUGGACCUUUGCACACUCCAGCUGCUGUAGAAGCUUAUAAGAAGACUGUUGAAGAAGCCAAGAAACAGGGAGGCACUGUUGAGUUUGGUGGAAAGGUGAUGGAACGUGAAGGCUACUUCGUGGAACCGACGAUCAUCACGGGGUUGCCACACGACUCUCCCCUAGUCAAAACUGAGUGUUUCGCCCCAAUCGUCUACUGCCUGGAGAUCCCUGACCUGGACACAGGCAUCAAGUACAACAACGAGGUUGAACAAGGCUUAUCCUCCAGUCUGUUCACAGAAAACCUCGCUGACAUAUUUAAGUGGAUCGGUCCACACGGGUCAGACUGUGGUAUCGUCAACGUAAACAUACCGACAAACGGCGCGGAGGUGGGUGGUGCUUUUGGUGGGGAGAAGGCGACUGGGGGCGGUCGGGAAUGCGGUUCAGACAGCUGGAAGAACUACAUGAGACGCUCCACUGUUACCAUCAAUUACUCAGGCACUAUCAAACUGGCGCAGAACAUUAAGUUUGGUGAUGAAUAA
Messenger RNA from Leptosia nina, 1608 nucleotides. NCBI's taxonomy places the organism in Eukaryota, Metazoa, Arthropoda, Insecta, Lepidoptera, Pieridae. The record is from the annotation of a GenBank genome assembly.